AUGAAAAAUAAUUUAUUAGAAGGAAACGACAAACAGAAAACUAGUUUUUGUAACAGAUGUAAAAGUAAAAUUUUCAAAAGUAUAAAAGGGCCAAGUAUAACUCACAGUAUUUUAUUUGGGAUAUGUGGAGGUCUUUUUUAUUACGGUUCUUAUUAUUUUUAUAGAUAUAUAAAAAUAACAUUUUUUGAUACAUCACAUGUAUCAAAUGAAAGUAGAAAAAGAUAUAUGGAGAAGCAAAUGCUUUUUUAUAAUGAUUUAGGAUAUGACUUAUCAAUGAAAUAUAUCGGAAAUUUAUGUAAAUAUUACGAUCCAGUUGCAUUAAGAUUACCUUUUCAGCCACUUGAUGAUAAAUAUAGGCUUUAA
Molecule: messenger RNA, 363 nt
Organism: Plasmodium relictum
Lineage: Eukaryota; Apicomplexa; Aconoidasida; Haemosporida; Plasmodiidae
Product: conserved Plasmodium protein, unknown function
Exons: 5
Coding region: 1-363 (120 amino acids)
Source: RefSeq, a predicted model, not a curated record